AUGGACAACCCCGUUUCCAGCAAUUGGGAAGAACAAGCGUCGUUUGAGAUGUCAACACAGGAGCAACUCCAGGUAUUUCUUCAAACGGAGCGAUGGAACCAUCCCCGGUCCAACAUACUCAAAACAUUGGCCACUUACUGGAGCUUUCUGGUUAUGGGCAUGAAUGACGCUGCGUAUGGCCUCCUUGGACUACUACACGGUUUCUACGGUGCUGGCGGAGUAUUAAGUCCUUUGAUAGCCACUUCCUUGAUUACCAAAGCCCAUCUGGAAUGGUACUACUUCUAUUAUAUCAUGAUUGGCUGCGCGGCGCUUGAAUUUGCCUUCCUACUCACCGUUUUCUGGGAUUCUCCCGGUCCCCCUGUCGAGGACGCUCGUGCCAAUGAGAGCAAGGGUGGUCUCCGUCAAGUUCUCUUUAAGAAGACGUAUGCCCGGGUAACUUGGCUGUGUGCCUUUUUCCUUCUCGGCUAUGUAGGAAUUGAAGUUGCACUCGGCGGAUGGAUCGUAACAUUCAUGAUGCAAAUCCGCAACGGAGAAGCAUUUGCCAGCGGUAUGACGGCUACUGGAUUUUGGCUAGGACUAACCGUAGGCCGGGUAGUACUGGGCUUCGUGACGCCGCGAAUAGGGGAGAAGGUCUCUAUCGUAGUAUACUCCCUACUCGCUAUUGGGCUGGGACUAAUUCUCUGGCUCGUGCCUAAUUUUUAUGCUUCAGCGGUGGCAGUCGCCCUGCAAGGCUUUUUUCUCGGCCCAUUUUUCCCUGCUGUCGUGGUCGUAGCUACCAAGCUUCUCCCCAAGUCGCAGCAUGUUAGUGCCAUUGGGUUUGCGGCUGCUUUUGGUGGAGGAGGUGCAGCUGUCCUACCGUUCGUUGUCGGUGCCAUUACACAGGCACGAGGAGUCGAGGUUCUCCAGCCUUUCAUCAUUGGCUUGUCCGGUGGUAUCCUCUUGCUAUGGUUGGGACUGCCGCGGAUGCCAAAGAAGGGAGAGGAAAGCCGUCCCGGUGCUUGA
Molecule: messenger RNA, 1002 nt
Organism: Aspergillus nomiae NRRL 13137
Lineage: Eukaryota; Fungi; Ascomycota; Eurotiomycetes; Eurotiales; Aspergillaceae
Product: MFS transporter
Exons: 4
Coding region: 1-1002 (333 amino acids)
Biological process (GO): transmembrane transport
Cellular component (GO): membrane
Molecular function (GO): transmembrane transporter activity
Source: RefSeq, a predicted model, not a curated record